CCUCGCGGAGCUGGGGUUGAAACAAAGGACACGUCUCCUGUUUGGCCAUACACUGCCCGCUGAUCUGUGGAGUGUCCGAGAUGUCAACUAACGGGAGUAUCGACCGUGGUUAUGCAUGGGUGAUUCUGACCGUCAGCUGGCUACAGGUGGUCAUCGCGGGCAUGUUGUACUAUUCUACCGGCGUCAUCAUAACAGCUGUAUUGGAGGAAAUGGAAGAGGGAGUCGUAAAGACGUCGUGGGUUGGGUCCUCGUUGUUAGGAACUGUGAUGCUGACGGGUCCAAUCACAAGUUCACUUGUAAAUUUGCUGGGUUGUCGCCUCUCGUCCAUCAUUGGAGGAAUAUUGAUUCUGGCCGGCAUGGUUGGCGCCUCUUUCGCCAACUCUAUCAACAUGCUCAUUGCAUCCUAUGGCGUCGUUGUUGGUCUUGGGAUGAGUUUCAUGGAGACAGCAGCCAUUGUAAUCACCGGUCAUUACUUCGUCAAGUAUCGCCCUCUAGCGGCCGGGAUUCAGACGUCCGGUGCAGGGUGGGGAAUGCUGAUUGGCGCACCACUAGUGCGUCUUCUGUUGGACACUUUCGGUUUAAGUGGAAUGUUUCUUAUACUGGGCAGUGUUGGAGCCAAUUCAUGUGUGUGUGGAAUGCUCAUGAGACCAUCGCCAUUCGAAAAUCAGAGAUCAUCAACAAGUGAUAACAUUUUGCAGGAGGAACACAACACAAAUAGGCAAAUAGUAAGCUGCUUUUUCUAUCGAUUCAGGGAGAUUAUAUAUGAAUUUGGACAAAUACUGUCCAACGUUAGUUUCCUUUUGUAUGCCAUAUCCUUCGCAACAUGGGGUUUUGGGGAAUCCGCUUUCCAAAUACAUCUCCCCAAUUAUGUGGAAUCAAAGGGAACAAGCCAACAGAGGUCGGCCAUGUUAUUUACAGCCAUGGGAAUUUCAAGCAUGAUCGCUCGAGUGCUGGGUGGGUUUGCUGCCAAUGAUCCUGCAAUAGACUCACUGAUUCUGCACUUGGGCACAGUCGGUGUUGCUGGUGUGGUCAUCAUGGUGUUUACAUUGUUUUCUGACACUUAUCUACAACAAGUCAUAUUUUCGUGUUUGUAUGGCAUUUAUACUGGAGGACCAAUAGCUUUGUUCAACCCCAUCACCGCAGAUCUAGUUGGAGUGAAACGGCUGGCAACUGGAUAUGGAGUCAAGAAUCUCUUUGUUGGACUAUCGCUACUGCUAGGACCUCCAUUUGCAGGUAUGGUGCUGGACGUCUCAGGGAGCUAUGAUGUCAGCUACUUGUGUUCAGGUGCCUCCCUUGUUGUGGCUAGUCUGUUGUCUAUUCCAAUAGCUGCAUUAAAAAAGACCGAUCAAAUCAAGCAACACACGGAGGCUGAUAUUGAGAUGACAGUGAACCCUGUAUCUAUUGAGGACGAUAAAGAUGAAACUAGCGCCAAAUUAGAGCCCCUUUUAACCCGUCGAUUGGAUUCUGUUGGGGAGAAGAGUGCUGACACUGCAUAACGGGGGGAGCACAUACGAAACAAGUUACUGUGUUGUUCAACAACACUUUAGUUACACCACAGAUGCUGUGAGUCGAUUUGGUCGCCAAUGCAACUGAGCAGGAGACUGGGCUACCGUGUGUAGGGACAGCGUCAAUAAACAUUGAGGCAGUGUCUAUACGCCUUUCUGAACACCGAUGGGUUGGUUACCUGUGAUCUCUGAAAACUUCGAUAAUAAAGAGGCUGCAUGUUAAUUAAUUUCUUCAACCUAAACAAACAGACAAAAAGAACGACGGAAGCUCAUAUUGUGCCGUUACUAAUUUUGGAAAUACCCCUGUGGUUAAAAAGUAAUAUAUAAAAGUAUCCCUGCAGUGAAAGCAUUUUCGGAUUUCGGAUUGCGUGGAUAAUACGAUUGCUACACCCUUGUUGUCAUCCAUGUUUCAUGGUAUAGCCCCACACCUGUGUAUUUUGCCGUCAAUUACUUGACAAGCACAUGGAAUUAUUACAGGUAUAAUUAGUGAUAUUGGUGGUUGGUUGUCCUGGAACCAUGACGCCACAUCCUUCUACCGUCAGUUUGAUAACAUAGUCUGCAAACAUAGGAAUGAGCGGAUCUUCAAGUCAUUCAGCGAGCGUUGGCGAUCUCAUAAGGUCGGACAAGGAGAACAGCAGAGGCUCGACGAAUGAACAGGUUUAUCCUUUGGUUGGUGUUGAAUAACCUGGCGACUAUUAAAAAGAACAUUGUGAAAUCAGUCCCUUAAUAUACAGGGGUAAUCACGAGAACUCUAAGUCAUUUUUAUCAUUGAAACAAGGUGUAACCUCGGACGUACGCCUUUGUAAACAAACUACAAAGACAAGUAGUUAUGUCCAGGUUCGCCCCUAUAUUUGUCAACCAUCAGUAUAUGCAAAAAAGGAAAACAAGACAAAGACCACUUCUUUAAUAAACUAACGUGAUAUAGAUAUAGAGUGGCAAUGUAUUAUGCAUAACUGAUUAUCUAUAGGCAAACAAUGUUUAUUCUAAGUUAAAUUAUGUAUGUUUUUUAAUGUAUUGGUUCCACGUAUAUAUAACAUAUUUACUUAUGCUCAUACUAAUUUAUCUUGAAUAUGUUAGAACGCAGUCCCCGUUCAUCCCCGUGUUGUGUUGGACUUUCAAGUGUAUUCAAAAUACUGCCAGGGCUGGAGUUUGGGGAUUAGCUGUAAUGGGAGCCGGCUUUGAAACAAUCAAGUCGCAGAAUAACAGCAACAUAUGUUAUAUUUGAAAAUGUACGGUAAAUUGUACAGAGUAAUUCUCCGAGGGAUGUAAUAUCUUACUCGGAUACAUACGGUACAGGUUAUACCUGAUGUUUAGUAGAUAUUUGACGAAGAUUAUGUUUCCUAUCAAUACAGACCUCGACAAGACAUUUUAAUAAUCGAAUACGGAAUACUUAAACCCUUACACCUUGCACU
Molecule: messenger RNA, 2917 nt
Organism: Haliotis rufescens (red abalone)
Lineage: Eukaryota; Metazoa; Mollusca; Gastropoda; Lepetellida; Haliotidae
Product: monocarboxylate transporter 12-like
Exons: 6
Coding region: 81-1496 (471 amino acids)
Biological process (GO): transmembrane transport; monocarboxylic acid transport
Molecular function (GO): monocarboxylic acid transmembrane transporter activity
Source: RefSeq, a predicted model, not a curated record